AUGGCGCGUGAUGAGGCAGGGCCUCCUGCCAAAAGGCAGAAGAGCUCGAAUUUGCCGCCGCACCUUCGAGACGCUAGGCGCAAGGAAAAUGACGACUGGGAGACUAAUCGCAUGCUCACUUCGGGCAUUGCGCAGCGGCGCAACAUGGGUAGCGGCUUUAUGCCUGAGGAUGAAGAAGCGACCAGAGUUCAUUUACUCGUCCACGACCUCCGACCACCCUUUCUCGAUGGCCGCACCAUCUUUACCAAGCAACUUGAGCCAAUCUCGGCCCUUCGAGACCCUCAGAGCGACAUGGCAGUCUUUAGUCGGAAAGGAAGUAAGGUCGUGAGAGAACGGCGGCAACAGCGUGAGCGGCAAAAGCAGGCACAACAGGCAACGAACAUGGCGGGAACAGCCCCAGGCAACCUCAUGGGAGUGAAGGAGGACGAGGGCGACAGUGCUGUUGCCAUGCCCGUUGAGGAUGUCUACAAAGGUGGAGGAAAUAAGUUCGCCAAACAUAUGAAGAAAGAUGAGGGCGGAGCCAGUUCCUUCAGCAGAAGCAAGACUAUGCGCGAGCAAAGGGAGUUUCUGCCCGCAUUUGCGGUGCGCGAGGACCUCUUACGAGUUAUUCGAGACAAUCAGGUUGUGGUGGUGGUUGGCGAAACAGGCUCCGGCAAGACGACCCAGUUGACGCAGUUUCUUCACGAAGAUGGCUAUUCAAAGAAUGGGAUGAUUGGCUGCACCCAGCCACGCCGUGUGGCAGCCAUGAGUGUGGCGAAACGAGUCAGUGAAGAGAUGGAUGUUGAGCUUGGUGGAAAGGUGGGAUAUGCCAUUCGCUUUGAGGAUUGUACCUCGGACGAAACAGUUAUCAAGUACAUGACCGACGGUGUGUUGCUCCGUGAGUCAUUGACCCAGUCAGAUCUCGAUAAAUAUUCCUGCAUCAUUAUGGAUGAAGCGCACGAGCGCGCUUUGAACACAGAUGUUCUUAUGGGACUUCUGAAGAAGGUUCUUGCACGUCGUCGAGAUCUAAAACUGAUCGUCACAUCGGCUACCAUGAAUGCCGAGAGAUUCUCACGAUUCUACGGAGGAGCCCCUGAGUUUAUCAUCCCUGGCCGAACUUUCCCGGUCGACACUCAUUUCUCGCGAACGCCAUGUGAGGAUUAUGUGGAUAGUGCAGUAAAGCAGAUCUUGGCCAUCCAUGUUUCUCAAGGACAGGGUGAUAUUCUGGUUUUCAUGACUGGACAAGAGGAUAUCGAGGCAACAUGCGAACUGUGUGAUGAGCGUUUAAAACUUCUGAACGACCCUGCGCCCCUAAGCAUUCUGCCAAUCUACAGUCAAAUGCCUGCUGAACAACAAGCCAGAAUCUUCGAACGAGCCGAACCUGGCACUCGAAAAGUCAUCGUCGCUACCAACAUUGCGGAGACAAGUUUGACUGUCGACGGUAUCAUGUUCGUGGUGGAUUCUGGAUACUCCAAGUUGAAAGUGUACAAUCCUCGCAUGGGUAUGGACACUCUGCAGAUCACGCCAAUUUCUCAGGCCAACGCGAACCAGCGAUCUGGACGAGCUGGGCGGACUGGACCAGGAAAGGCUUACCGUCUGUACACUGAGACUGCCUACAAGAAUGAGCUGUACAUCCAAACUAUUCCCGAGAUUCAGCGCACCAGCCUCGCCAAUACUGUCUUGUUACUGAAAUCCCUCGGUGUGAAAGAUCUACUCGAUUUUGAUUUCAUGGAUCCUCCGCCCCAAGAGACAAUUACUACGUCUCUCUUCGAACUCUGGUCUCUAGGGGCUCUCGACAAUCUGGGUGACCUUACGCCGCUAGGACGGCGCAUGACACCAUUUCCCAUGGAUCCUCCUCUGGCAAAGCUUCUCAUCAUGGCCUCGGAAGAGUACGAGUGCAGCGAGGAGAUGUUGACGAUCGUCUCCAUGCUUUCCGUGCCGAACGUGUUCUACCGUCCCAAGGAACGACAGGAAGAGUCCGACUCGGCGCGUGAGAAAUUUUUCGUUCCCGAAUCCGAUCAUUUGACUCUCCUUCAUGUCUACACACAAUGGAAGUCGAAUGGGUUCUCUGAUAGCUGGUGUGUCAAGCAUUUCCUCCAUGCAAAGACCCUCCGACGAGCCAAGGAAGUCCGCGACCAGCUGCGCGACAUCAUGACUGUGCAGAAAAUGCCUCUUAUUAGCUGCGGUACAGACUGGGAUCUUAUCCGCAAGUGUAUAUGCUCAGGCUACUAUCAUCAAGCCGCUCGCGUGAAGGGAAUUGGGGAGUUUAUCAACCUCCGCACCAGCGUCACCAUGGCAUUGCAUCCCACGAGUGCCUUGUACGGUCUGGGCUAUGUACCCGAAUAUGUCGUCUACCACGAGUUAAUCUUGACUGCAAAAGAGUACAUGUCGACAGUGACAGCAGUUGAUCCGCAUUGGCUUGCCGAGCUCGGUGGUGUAUUCUACUCAGUCAAAGAAAAGGGAUACUCCCAACGCGAUCGCCGUGUUACAGAGAUCGAGUUCAACAAGCGCAUGGAAAUCGAGAACCAGAUGGCGCUGGACCGUGAGCGCGCUGCAGCCGAGAAAGCGCGCGAAGAGGAGCGCAAUAACCCCACCCGCCGCAAGAUGGAAGUCGAGGUUGGUGGAAGGAGCGCUGUCCGCCGCCCAAUUGUUAAAAGACCUGGUCAAGUACGCGGCGGUUUGACUUCGUCUUCCUCUGGAUCUCGUCCUGGCGCCAAUUCGAGUAAUUCUAGUGGUGGAGGAAGUGCUGUGAAAAGACCUCAAGUGGGCAAAAGACCAGGACGUACGUUUUAA
Molecule: messenger RNA, 2772 nt
Organism: Penicillium chermesinum
Lineage: Eukaryota; Fungi; Ascomycota; Eurotiomycetes; Eurotiales; Aspergillaceae
Product: putative mRNA splicing factor RNA helicase (Prp16)
Exons: 3
Coding region: 1-2772 (923 amino acids)
Biological process (GO): mRNA splicing, via spliceosome
Cellular component (GO): intracellular anatomical structure; spliceosomal complex
Molecular function (GO): RNA binding; ATP binding
Source: RefSeq, a predicted model, not a curated record